This is a messenger RNA of Toxorhynchites rutilus septentrionalis, 4483 nucleotides long. It is a transcript of the gene Cand1, whose product is annotated as cullin-associated NEDD8-dissociated protein 1. The record is from RefSeq and is a predicted model, not a curated record. Gene Ontology annotation, biological process: SCF complex assembly; protein ubiquitination. The transcript is spliced from 9 exons. Lineage: Eukaryota; Metazoa; Arthropoda; Insecta; Diptera; Culicidae. Gene Ontology annotation, cellular component: nucleus. Bases 215 to 3919 code for a protein of 1234 amino acids.
UUGACGGACCGGUGCGAGACAGUUCAUAGCAAGCAAAUUUCAUCUCAUCUCGUUAUCGUCAGAAUUGAGUGCAGUUCGAAAAAGUGCAAAACUUUGAGGAAUUUCUAAAGAAACUGUCGUAACACAAGCCGAAAUAUUGUCUGCUGUUUUGUAGUGUGUUUGGAGGCAUUUAUUUUUCUCAAAACUACCGAAAGUAGCAGAAAAGGCCGUCGGAAUGGCGUCCUAUCAAAUCGCAAAUUUGCUCGAGAAGAUGACGUCCAAUGAUAAGGACUUUCGUUUCAUGGCUACAAACGAUCUAAUGAGCGAGCUUCAGAAGGACAGCAUUAAGCUGGAUGAUGAGUCGGAAAAGAAAGUCGUCCGGAUGGUGCUUCGUUUAUUGGAAGACAAGAACGGCGAGGUGCAAAAUCUAGCUGUUAAGUGCCUCGGCCCACUCGUAAACAAGGUGAAGGAAAACCAGGUGGAAACCAUUGUGGAUUCGCUUUGUGGUAACAUGGUCUCGAACAACGAACAGUUACGAGAUAUUUCCAGCAUUGGUUUGAAAACGGUAAUCUCUGAACUCCCCCAGUCCUCGAAUUCGUUGGUUCCCAAUGUAUGUCAGCGUAUUACUGGAAAACUGAGCAAUGCUAUCGAAAAGGAAGAUGUUUCGGUUCAGCUAGAAGCACUUGACAUACUGUCGGAUUUGCUGUCUCGUUUCGGUGACUUGCUUGUCCCAUUUCACGAUCUAAUUUUGAAGGCUCUGGUGCCGCAGCUGGGCUCGGCUCGUCAGGCGGUACGUAAGCGUACAAUUGUGGCGCUUUCCCAUCUACUGACUACAUGCAAUAAUAAUGCGUACAAUAAAGUGAUCGAACAUUUGCUGGAUGGCUUGGAAAAGCCACAGAAUCAGAGUAUGGUGCGGACUUACAUCCAGUGUUUGGCGGCUAUCUGUCGGCAGGCGGGUCACCGUUUGUGCAACCAUAUAGAGAGGGUCAUGUUUCUGUUGAAUCAGUACAGCCAUCGAGACGAUGACGAGCUUCGUGAAUUUUGCCUGCAGGCAUGUGAAGCCUUUGUUCAACGAUGUCCCGAAGCAAUUUUGCCGCAUAUCCCGUCGAUCGUUGAACUUUGUUUGAAAUACAUAACGUAUGAUCCGAAUUACAACUACGAAGCUGACGACGGUGAUAUAGGCGUUUCCAUGGAUAUGGAGGAUGAUGAUGACAUUGAUAGUGAAGAGUACAGUGAUGAUGACGACAUGAGCUGGAAAGUUCGUCGUUCUGCAGCUAAGUGUUUGGAGUCUGUAAUUUCUACCAGACAUGAACUAUUGGAGGACUUUUACAAAACGCUGUCGCCAGCGCUUAUCGCGCGAUUUAAAGAGCGCGAGGAAAAUGUGAAAUCGGACAUCUUUCAUGCGUACAUUGCACUGUUGAAAUCUACUCGUCCAAUCGGAGACGAUAUUGCCCACGAUCCCGAUUCGAUGGAACAAGUACCCAGCUCAAUCAGUAUGUUGCAAGAUCAGGUACCAACGAUUGUGAAAGCCGUUCAGCCACUUAUGCGAGAGAAAUCGGUAAAAACUAGGCAGGAUUGUUUUCUGUUGCUCCGAGAGCUGCUGAAUGCUUUGCCAGGUGCUCUGUCCAAUCAUAUUGAUCAGCUGAUGGGUGGAAUACAUUACUCAUUGAAUGAUAAAAAUUCUACAUCGAACAUGAAAAUCGAUGCGCUUGGUUUCAUCUACUGUAUGCUAGCGGGUCACAAUCCUCAAGUAUUCCACUCACACAUUAAAACCCUUGUUCCCCUUAUCGAGGCCGCUGUUUUCGAUUCUUUUUAUAAAAUUGCCACCGAAGCCCUUCUUGUUUUGCAACAACUGGUGAAAGUCAUUCGUCCUCUGAACAUUGAAACAAAUUUCGACUUUACACCGUAUGUCCAUCCAUUAUACUCGAGCACAUUGCAAAAGUUGCGUUCUCCAGAGGUUGAUCAAGAAGUGAAGGAGCGAGCUAUCGCUUGUAUGGGCCAAAUUAUAGCUAACAUGGGAGAUGUACUGCAACAAGAACUCAACACCUGUUUGCCCUUAUUUAUGGAAAGAUUGCGUAACGAAGUUACCCGACUCAGUUCGGUCAAAGCUCUCACCAUGAUCGCCGCUUCGCCAUUGCGAGUAAAUCUCAGCCCGAUUAUUGCAGAAGUAGUACCUGUGCUGGGAUCAUUCCUCCGGAAGAACCAGCGUGCACUUAAACUAAACUCACUCACUCUGCUUGACACACUGGUCACCCACUACAAUCAAUUUAUAGACCCCAUACUGCUACGGAAUGCAGUUUCUGAAGUCCCACCGUUACUGUCCGAAUCGGAUUUACACGUAGCUCAGCUUUCACUAGCUUUCCUAACUUCGGUUGCUCGUCAGCAACCUCAGGCUCUAGUUGGAGUACACGAACAAAUUUUACCGGAAGUUUUGACGUUGGUGCGAUCACCGUUGUUGCAGGGGACUGCUUUGAACUGCACUUUGAAACUGUUCCAAGCUUUAGUUCAAACAAAUUUGCCUGGAUUAAGCUAUCGUCAUUUGCUGAACAUGUUAAUGCAUCCGGUACACAAUCAACCACAGGGACAAACUUUGCACAAGCAAGCCUACCACUCUCUGGCCAAGUGUAUUGCCGCGCUAACGUUGCAGGUCCCGAACGAGGCCGUCACGGUGGCGAAAGAAUUUUUGCGAGAAAUUCAAAACAGACGGAGCGAUGCCCAUUUGGUAUUCUAUCUUCUAACUAUAGGAGAAAUUGGAAGGCAUUUCAAUCUGAGCUCCAUCGAAUCGCUGGCUCAAAUGAUUCUUAACUGCUUCUCGGCAUCUUCUGAAGAUGUUAAGGGAGCGGCCUCUCAUGCGCUUGGAGCUAUCGCGGUGGGAAAUCUGAACUAUUAUUUAGGAUUCAUACUGAAUGAAAUCGAAGCCCAGCCAAAGAGGCAAUAUUUGUUGCUGCAUUCAUUGAAAGAGGUAAUCUCGUCGCUAUCCACCAGUAAGAAUGGUUUGGCACAGCUGUUACCAUCUGUGCCAUCAAUCUGGGCUCAGUUGUUCAAGAACUGCGAGUGUUCUGAAGAAGGAUCGCGUAAUGUGGUGGCAGAAUGUUUGGGAAAACUUGUGCUAGUUGAUCCCGAGAAACUGCUGCCACAGCUUUUGUUGGCUUUGGACAGCAAGAGUCAUCUGAUGCGCACGGCAGUUGUUUCAUCAAUUAAAUUCACCAUCUCCGACCAGCCACAAUCGAUCGAUCCGUUGUUGCGACAGUGUAUUGGACAGUUUCUGUUUGCUCUGCAAGACCCAGAGCCAGCCGUUCGUCGGGUUGCGCUGGUCGCAUUCAACUCGGCCGUACACAAUAAACCAAGCUUGGUGCGUGAGUUACUCCCUGAACUAUUGCCCCAGUUGUACUCCGAGACUAAAGUGAAGAAGGAUCUCAUUCGUGAGGUAGAGAUGGGUCCUUUCAAGCACACCGUCGAUGAUGGUUUGGACAUCCGAAAGGCUGCAUUUGAAUGUAUGUACACUUUGUUGGAACAAGGACUGGACCGUGUUGACAUCAUGCAGUUUCUGGAACAUGUGCAGGCUGGCCUUAAGGAUCAUUAUGAUAUCAAGAUGUUAACUUAUUUAAUGACAGCUAGACUGGCCGUGCUGUGCCCAUCAGCAGUGUUACAAAAGCUAGAUCAAUUUGUUGAUCCUUUGCGGGCAACUUGCACAUUGAAGGUCAAGGCUAAUUCUGUCAAGCAAGAAUACGAGAAACAAGACGAAUUGAAGCGGUCGGCUCUAAGAGCGGUGGCUGCAUUGUGGCAGAUUCCGAAAGCAGAUAAAAAUCAACAUUUGGCUGAGUUUAUGUCGCUGAUUCGGAGCUCGUCGGAGCUGCAGCCGCUUUUCGAGUCGGUACAGAAAGACACAUCCGUAGUAGCUAACAACAAUCCAGAUAGCCUUUCGAUGGACCAGAGCUAGGUGGAACGAGGUUGUGGUUCGAUUGUGUCCAGCUAUUGGUUCAAGAAACGUAAAGUAUGGUAAUGCGAUACUCAUUGAUAACCGAUUGCUUGAUUUUUAUUUUCUAACCAAGCUUCUCACACAAAUGUAGAAUAAAAAAAAAGGAUUAUGAAUAUAUGUACGAAACGAGAAGCAUUACUUUGAGGUAUACAAUGAAAAAUAGAUGGCCGAUAAUUUCGAACGAAGAAAAAAAAUAAUACUUAUAUCAGUAAAUGAAUUAUAUGAUAAACGCGUUUGAACCAAUUGUUAAUGAAUGCAUUUAGUAUGAGUGGCAAUUUAUUAAUAUAAUCGAAUCACUUUUGAAAGAUAGACAGAUAAACGUUUCAACCAAAAUUAGAGAUUUAAAGGCAAAAGAUGUGUGAAAAAACAACGUUUACUCUCAUCAAGGAAAAAAUUGAAAACGCAUUUGUAAAAUUGUACAUUUAUUUUUUCAACUCUCGGAAGUAAAUAUUUCAUUGACCACUAAUCGGUAACAGAUCACUGUUAAGAGUACGAAGUUAAUAAACCCGGGUUGAUUUCUCCUUA